AUGGCGGGCUCUACGCUGGCACCGGAGUGCGCGGGCCGGAGCCGGCAGCGGCCUGUGGCUGUUGUCGCCGCUUCCUUGGCGCUGCUCAGCUGGCUCCGCACAGCGCACGGCGGCAGUGACGGGGGGAGUUCAUUAAAUGACGACUUGUUAUUGCCAUAUCCUCCUUCCUACCACGGUCCUCGUCACCAUCACAGGUACGUCAGAGACUGUCAAGCUGUCGUGCAUGGCAACGUAACGCAUGAAACUUGGCCCAGCAACACUAGCACUGAACUUCCUGUGACUAUGACAAGAGGAUUCGUGUCUUAUUUCCCACCAGAGGGCGAGACACGAAGGGAAGUCUAUGGCCACUUUACUUUUGUGAGCAACCCCCUGAGAACCUUCUCUGUGUUAGAGCCUGGCGGCUUGGGAGGUUGCAAUUCAAGCCUUCAGGCCACUGUGAUAGAAACUGCAAGACGUGGCAAGUGCCUAGUGGCCCAAAAUGGUGGCUACUUUGACAUUGUCACCGGAGAAUGCCUCGGGAACAUUGUGAGCGAUGGAAGGCUGGUGAGAAAUGCCAGAGGCGUGCAGAAUGCGCAGUUUGGCAUCAGGAAGGACGGCACCAUGGUGUUUGGUUACCUGUCGGAGGAGGAUGUUUUGGAUCAAGUCAACCCAUUUGUGCAGCUGGUAAGCGGCGUAGUCUGGCUGCUGAGAGAUGGAGAAGUGUAUGUCGGUCAGAGUAAGACAGCGGAGUGUGACAAAACUCAAACCACAGGGUCCUUUGACAAGUUCAUCAAUGUGAUAUCUGCCAGGACGGCAGUGGGACAUGACAGGCUCGGGCGACUGAUCUUGGUUCAUAUGGAUGGACAGACAGAUGUGAGGGGCCUCAAUCUCUGGGAAAUGGCCAACUUCCUAAAGCAGCAGGGUGUCGUGAAUGCUAUCAAUCUGGAUGGUGGAGGGUCAGCCACUCUGGUUUUAAAUGGAACCCUUGCGAGUUACCCGUCAGAUCACUGCAAGUCCGACGCCAUGUGGCGCUGCCCUCGGAGCGUCUCGACAGUCGUGUGUAUCCACGAGCCUGCUUGCGAGCCUCCAGACUGCAGUGGGCACGGGCGCUGCGUGCUGGGAGAGUGCCAGUGCACUGGGGACUUCUGGAGAGGACCAGAUUGCAGUGUCCUGGACUGCGGGCCUUCCAACUGCAGCCAGCAUGGCAUCUGCACUGAGUCUGGAUGCCUCUGUGAUGCUGGCUGGAUAGGCAGCAACUGCAGCGAAGCGUGUGCUAGCGGCUCCUAUGGGGAUGGCUGCACCCAGAAAUGCCUCUGUCAGAACGGUGGAGCAUGUGACCCUGUGCAUGGAUCCUGCACCUGCCCGGCUGGUUACCAAGGAGCCAUCUGUCAGCAAGAGUGCCCCAUAGGCUGGUAUGGGCCAAACUGCCAGCAGCUCUGUGACUGCGAGCAUGGCUGUCCUUGUGACCAGGAGACGGGCAGCUGUAAUAUCACCUAUGAGGAUAGCCUGCAGGACAAGUUAUCCAGAGCUGGCCACUGUCUGGCUUUCCUCAUGGUUCAGGCAGGGAGUGACGAGAAACCCCUUCUCACAGAGAGAACCUGGAUCUGCUUCACCUCAGUCUUGGGGCUGCUGCUUUUGAUCAGUGUGGUUGGAAACCUGAGGCUAGUUCUCAGGAGCCAGGCAGCAGAGCGCUGUGAAAGUGGUGACUACGUGUACCAUCCACUGAAAGAAAUGAAUGGAGAAGCCAGUCAUAGAUGCCCUUCUGCCUCUUUGGAGCAGUACCAGGCAGAAGACACUCAAGAUCAAAGCCAGCCAGAGACUGAAGCACUCAUUUAACGUCACAGGUGAGGAAAGACUUGAGAUAUUCUCCCCAGCUGUGGUACUGGCUUUCAGCACAGAGGACCUACCAAGGGCUGCUUCGUCCUGGAAUGAGAAGCUAGUAACUUGCGCAGAACAGCAGCAAGAAGGGGCACAAGGUGAUAUUCACAAAACAUGUGACUGGGCUCAACCCAGCAGCUGCCUCCCUUCUUGCCACUUCUCA
Messenger RNA from Emys orbicularis (European pond turtle), 2020 nucleotides. It is a transcript of the gene NAGPA, whose product is annotated as N-acetylglucosamine-1-phosphodiester alpha-N-acetylglucosaminidase. Lineage: Eukaryota; Metazoa; Chordata; Testudines; Emydidae. Gene Ontology annotation, biological process: secretion of lysosomal enzymes. The transcript has 11 exons. The record is from RefSeq and is a predicted model, not a curated record. The coding region runs from base 1 to 1815 and encodes 604 amino acids.